Molecule: messenger RNA, 3888 nt
Organism: Pipra filicauda (Wire-tailed manakin)
Lineage: Eukaryota; Metazoa; Chordata; Aves; Passeriformes; Pipridae
Gene: JPH3
Product: junctophilin 3
Exons: 5
Coding region: 323-2611 (762 amino acids)
Biological process (GO): regulation of synaptic plasticity
Cellular component (GO): endoplasmic reticulum membrane; plasma membrane; junctional membrane complex
Source: RefSeq, a predicted model, not a curated record
UAGGUGGAGUCGUUUGCACCAAAACCCAAUAGCUGCUGCUGUUCUUGCUGCUAUUUUUUUUUUUUUUUUAAUGAUCCUGUUUCCACAGCAGGGGAAGAGAGAACUGAUCCUCAACAUACUCCCAGAGAAUGAAUAAUCACAAGAAACUGGCUUAAGCAGCUCCCUGGAUCUGGUGCAUGAUUUCGAUUGAGUUUGAUUUGGUUUAAUUUUUUUAUUUUUGUUUAUAUUUUUUUCCCCAAGUCAUCGUUCGUGUUUUAUUUUCUUCAUUUCUUCCUAUUUUUUUUUUUCACCUUUUGGGAGAUUUGCAAACCGAAUUACAUGCAUGUCCAGUGGGGGAAGGUUUAAUUUUGACGAUGGAGGGUCGUACUGUGGAGGCUGGGAGGACGGAAAGGCUCAUGGCCAUGGAAUCUGUACCGGCCCGAAGGGUCAAGGUGAAUAUUCGGGCUCCUGGAGUCACGGCUUUGAGGUGCUGGGGGUCUACACUUGGCCCAGUGGCAACACUUACCAGGGCACCUGGGCGCAGGGCAAGCGCCAUGGCAUUGGCAUGGAGAGCAAAGGGAAGUGGGUGUACAAAGGAGAGUGGACCCAUGGAUUUAAGGGACGGUACGGGGUCCGAGAAUGCACUGGAAACGGGGCCAAGUACGAAGGCACCUGGAGCAAUGGAUUACAGGAUGGCUACGGGACAGAGACCUACUCGGAUGGAGGGACAUACCAGGGCCAGUGGGUCGGAGGGAUGCGCCAGGGUUACGGCGUCCGGCAGAGCGUUCCCUACGGCAUGGCCGCGGUUAUCAGGUCACCCCUGAGGACGUCCAUCAACUCCCUGCGCAGCGAGCACACCAACGGCACGGCGCUGCACCCCGACGCCUCGCCGGCCGUGGCCGGCAGCCCGGCCGUGUCCCGGGGGGGCUUCGUCCUCAUGGCCCACAGCGACGCCGAGAUCCUCAAGAGCAAGAAGAAGGGCAUCUUCCGGCGGUCGCUGCUGAGCGGGCUCAAGCUCCGCAAGUCCGAGUCCAAGAGCUCCUUGGCCAGCCAGCGGAGCAAGCAGAGCUCGUUCCGGAGCGAAGCCGGGAUGAGCACGGUCAGCUCCACCGCCAGCGACAUCAACUCCACCAUCAGCCUGGGCGAGGGCGAGGCCGAGCUCUCUGUCAUUGAAGACGACAUCGACGCCACCACCACCGAGAUCUACGUGGGCGAGUGGAAGAACGACAAGCGGUCGGGCUUCGGGGUGAGCCAGCGCUCGGACGGGCUCAAGUACGAGGGGGAGUGGGCCAACAACAAGCGCCACGGCUACGGCUGCAUGACCUUCCCUGACGGCACCAAGGAGGAGGGCAAGUACAAGCAGAACAUCCUGGUCAGCGGCAAGAGGAAGAACCUCAUCCCGCUGCGGGCCAGCAAGAUCCGUGAGAAGGUGGAUCGGGCCGUGGAGGCGGCCGAGCGGGCGGCCACCAUCGCCAAGCAGAAAGCGGAGAUCGCGGCGUCCAGGACCUCUCACUCCAGGGCCAAGGCAGAGGCGGCUGUGACAGCGGCGCAGAAAGCUCAGGAGGAAGCGCGGAUCGCCAGGAUCACUGCCAAAGAGUUCUCGCCUUCCUUCCAGCACAGGGAAAACGGACUCGAAUGCCAGAGACCGAAGCGCCAGAACUCGAGCGAUGACAUUGAGGUCCUGUCCACCGGGACCCCCCUCCAGCAGGAGAGCCCCGAGCUGUACCGCAAAGGGACCACCCCGUCCGACCUGACCCCCGACGACAGCCCGCUGCAGAGCUUCCCUGCCAGCCCCUCCUCCACGCCCCCCCUGGGCCCCUCCUGCAGGAACAAGAGCGCCCACUUCUCCAGGCAGGUCUCGGUGGACGAAGAGAGGGGUGGGGAGAUCCAGAUGUUGCUGGAGGGGCGUGGCGGGGAUUACCUGCGACCCAACAGCUGGAGCAGCGAAGAGAAGGCCGGCGGGACGCGCGGCGUGAGAAGCGGGACCCUGCGCGCCGGGCAGCUGGGGGCGGCCCCCGCCCCUGAAGACUACAGAGGUCGGAGCGGAGGACACAAACACUCGGCCUCCAACCACAAGCAAAGAGAGAGGUGGACAGAUUCCCCUGCCACGGUUUCAUGGACUUCCCACCACAGGUCCCACAACCACAGCUCAGGGAGCUCCAAACUGCUUGAGCUGGACGAGGAGAAGAUGAGCAAUUACGAGAUGGAGAUGAAGCCCCUCAUGAGGAUGGAUUCUUAUAUGCAAGAGAUUCACACCCAAAAAAGACACUACAGCAAAGGGGGAGGCUGCAGGAGCAUGGCUGACGACCACCGUGGGGAAGAGCGGGGCUUCGGGGUUCAGAGACUGAGGUCUAAGUCCCAGAACAAAGAGAAUUUCAGGCCAGCUUCCUCUGCAGAGCCCACGGUGCAGAAACUGGAAAACCUGAGAUUCGGGGACAAAGCUGAACCUCGGCUACUAAGGUGGGACUUAACCUUCUCCCCGCCACAGAAAUCUUUACCUGUUGCACUAGAAUCUGAAGAGGACAGUGGGGAUGCGCUCAAAUCCAGUACGGGUUCAGCUCCCAUCCUGGUAGUCAUGGUGAUCUUACUAAAUAUUGGAGUCGCCAUUUUGUUUAUUAACUUUUUCAUCUAAUUCAAGACUGUCUUGUUUGCAAAAAUAACAGUUACAUGUAUGAAUGGGGGAAAAAAAAACAAACAAAAAACAAAAACAAACCGGAACCAAACAACAACAACAAAACAAAGGGAAAAAUCAUAACUCGAACUGUCCUCCGACAAUUUCCAAGUCUUUUCACAGAAGAACAACAAACGAUCGAGUCUCACUCACAGUUUGCCUUUUUUCCUGGGUAAUGUUUUUUGGAUUUUAGCCAAAAUUCUUUGCUUGUAUAACACUAUGCUGUGUGGCAUGGCAAAAUGCUAUCAACACUCUGCCCCCCCAACACUGGGAAGGAUGAGAAGGAAUCCCAACAAAAGAAAACCUCGUUUCCCUUCCCCUCACCCCCCAUCCCAAAAAAAAAAUAUGGUCAUAACAACAGUAAUGAACCCCAAACUGGAAAUGAGCUGGGGGGACCAUGGGGAGAGUUUGUUUGAUGUAUGUACGGGUGCUGGGAUGCUCCAGGCUGAGUUUCCCAGGGAAAUCCACAACAGCUUUAAUGACAAAUGAGAGAGAAAAGCAAAAUCAUGCUUUUCUCCCUUUGGAAAUGGAGGAAUGUUGCUGUAAGAAGGAGGAGGGAAGGAGCACAGGGAAGGCAUGAACCCUGUCUGGAUGGAAAAGAUGGGAGAAGGGGCCCCAUUUUGGUAUUUGUUUUUAAAACAAAGCAGCAAUUGGCCUUUCCCAAAAUUCCUUGGGGCAGGGGGGGAAUAGGGAACAUGAGGUGUGAGCAGCAGGCCCACCACCCUCCUGCCUUCACUCCUCCUCCCCAGGCUGCUCCCCGACAUGGCAAGGCUGGAAAAACACCCAGUGCUACUUUUAAUUCACAGCCAAUUUCUCCUGGGUAAAAACAUGUCCCUGGAUUCCCCCCAAAAAAAACUUGGAGGCACCAUCAGCAACCCGACUUGCUGGUCAUUGUGCUGUGCUGGUGAGGAGCAUCCCAGCCCAUCCCAUCCCAAAGUGUGUGCACGGAGAUGCCGGGGAGCAGAUUGGUGGGGAGGGACAGGGGAGAGAGGGCUCAAUUCCGACCCACUUGGGAUAACAAUAAAACAAAACCAAGCAAAAAUAAACCUGUUUUUCCAAGGCAUCUGGGGAGGAGCACUGGAGCAUGUCCCAGAGAGGAGGGAGAGGGUGGUGGGUUUGUCUCUUACAUCUUGCUGUGGACUGUUUCAGACAUCAUGCUUGGGCUCUGAGCAUGUAGUAUUUUGCACUUUGUAAUGCAGGAUGUAUAUUCCAGCUUCCAACAUGUCCCUGUAAAAAAA